Molecule: messenger RNA, 2196 nt
Organism: Mycena indigotica
Lineage: Eukaryota; Fungi; Basidiomycota; Agaricomycetes; Agaricales; Mycenaceae
Product: Palmitoyltransferase
Exons: 5
Coding region: 1-2196 (731 amino acids)
Biological process (GO): protein palmitoylation
Cellular component (GO): Golgi membrane
Molecular function (GO): palmitoyltransferase activity; protein binding
Source: RefSeq, a predicted model, not a curated record
AUGAACCCCACUCCGGCAACGGCAACCACGGCCGUGUCGCAGGAAAGUUCUGCGGCGCCAGAACUCUCCUUUACUCAGGCCUUGGACCAAACGGCACCAGAAGACACCUCCAUCUUCGUUGCUGCCCAGAGAGGCGACGUUGCAACCAUCCGAGACCUGAUACUCUCGGGAAAAGCCCAAGCCACUGACCGAGAUCCACAAAACAUCACUCCUCUCCAUUGGGCUGCAAUCAACGCCCAAGUCCCUGCUUGCCGUCUUCUUCUGGAGCAUGGGGCUGAAGUAGAUGCACUUGGCGGGGAUUUAGUUGCAACACCGCUGCAAUGGGCAGCGCGUGGUGGCUACCUCUAUGUCAUCCAACUUCUCAUUGCUCAUGGUGCCGACCCAACAAUUACCGACUCCCAAGGCUACAACUCUCUUCAUCUCGUCACUCAUUCAUCCAGCAUAAUGCCCCUUCUCUAUCUUCUUCACCAACCAGUCGGAGUCGAUGCUCGUGACGCUCAAGGCCAUACGGCCCUGAUGUGGGCAGCUUACCAGGGCGAUGCCCUUAGCGUUGACCUUCUGCUGCGACAUGGCGCAUCUCCGACUACUGUUGACGACGCCGGCUUGACACCAUUACAUUGGGCGGUUGUCCGCGGGAACAGGGUUUGCAUCAGACGUUUAAUAGAGAAGGGUGCAGUAUUGAGUGCUAAAGAUAGCGAGGGUCGGACUGCGAGGGAUAUGGCUCAAGAGCUAAAGAGCUUGGGUGCGUGGAAGCGGGCCUUGGAAGAGGGUGGUUGGGACGAUGAGGGCAGGAAACGACCACGGCCACUUAGCGAAAGAAACACCCGGAUUGCGAUCUUUGCGCUGCCGACACUCGUCUUCUACCUGGUCUUCAAAACCUUGGCGAUUCUUCCGUGGUAUACAGGGGUCUUGCUGGCGUUUGCAGAGUUCUUUGGAAUGCACCAUAUUGUUACCCGUGUUUUGCUCAACAAGUCGAGCUAUACCGAGAAUCUGGGGACAACACCAUACUUUGCCGGUGUCAUUUGUGGAUCGAUGAUCUGGGUGCUCUACGCUUGGUUUAGCAGGCUGGUUUAUCAUACCCCUUCGCACUCCCUCGCCCAUCUUGGUUUCGCUUUGACCUUCAUGCUCUGUGCUUAUAAUUUCUUCCGUGCCGUUACCCUCGACCCUGGCGUCUGCCCAGUCCCAAAUUCUGAUGCUGAGCUCAAGUCAAUCAUCGAAGACCUUGCUAGUGAAGGGCGGCUCAAUGGUCAAACCUUCUGUGUCCAAUGUAUGGCGCGGAAGCCAUUGCGAAGCAAGCACUGUCGAAUUUGUGAGCGGUGUGUUGGGAGGCAUGACCAUCACUGUCCAUGGGUAUGGAACUGCGUUGGUGCAAAUAAUCACCGCCAGUUUGUCAUCUUCGUGUCCACCCUUGUGCUUGGCGUGAUCCUAUUCGACUACCUCACCUAUUCAUUCUUCUCCUCUCUCGAUCUCACCGCUCUGCCGGAUUCGAUUCCCUCAGCUGAGCCAUCCGCUUCCUGUGUCCUCCCGACGUCACUUUGCGCGCUGACUGCUAUCGAUCCUUUCCUCGUCAGUGUUGCAAUCUGGGCAACCCUCCAACUCAGCUGGACAUCAAUAUUGCUCGCUUCUCAGUUGUGGCAGAUUGCCAGACAAAUGACGACGCUUGAAGUGAGCAAUCUCGGACGGUAUGGGUUCAUGGGUGGCCGAGGCGGGCUGGGCGGUGGUCAGAUGGGACAGUCUGCUGCUCGGAAUGGCGCGAGUCCCGAAACUCCGGAGGCUGGCGCUCCCCAUACACACUCACACGGUGGAUGCUCUGCAUUUUUCAUGUCGAUCCUCGGUCUUGACCGGUUUACGCGUGGCCGGGCUGUCGACGGGCUUGCGCGGGCCGGGACGGCCCGGAACCCAUUCGACCUUGGUGUCGUCAAAAAUUGCCAGGACUUCUGGAGUAAAGGGCGGGAGCUCGGUGUGCAAUACGAAAGGCUAUAUGAUGUGCCGCUGGAGGGCUUCGCGGAGGCCAAGCGGCGGAGAGAGCAAGAGGAGAUGGCGGAUGGGGGUGACGAGGCGGGGGCGAAAGCCAGGCAGCAGUGGCGGCCUGUUCACCGCGCUGGGUUUGCGAAUGGGCAGGAGUCGAGGCGGGUACGAGCCGCUCAGUCAGGUUUGAGGACGGGGUUCCCUAUUUAUCACCGUGUAUCGCCAUAA